This is a messenger RNA of Suricata suricatta (meerkat), 4751 nucleotides long. It is a transcript of the gene ZNF793, whose product is annotated as zinc finger protein 793. The record is from RefSeq and is a predicted model, not a curated record. Gene Ontology annotation, molecular function: DNA-binding transcription repressor activity, RNA polymerase II-specific. Gene Ontology annotation, biological process: negative regulation of transcription by RNA polymerase II. Lineage: Eukaryota; Metazoa; Chordata; Mammalia; Carnivora; Herpestidae. The transcript is spliced from 7 exons. Bases 720 to 1910 code for a protein of 396 amino acids.
CUUAUCUCAGCGCCAGCUCUGCUGGAGACAAAGCUUAGCUUGGAGGUUAGGGCGCCUCCAUAUUGCUCGCAGCCGGUUUUGGCUUCUGAGACGCUGAAAGCUGCAGGGACGUGUGUACUUAGAGCUCCAGAAGCACUUGUCUCUCCCAGCCCGGAAACAGCUUGACCCUCAGGUCUAACAAAGGGCCUAAUCGCCGCUGUACGGCACGGGUUGAAACAUGGCUGCUCCCGACAAGGCGUCAAGAGGGCGCGGCCAUCAGGCCUCCCGUUAAAGUUCAGAAACCCAGAAUCCUGUUCGUUGGAAGCUUGCCAGGUGGAGGCCCACAGCGUGACUGAGUCUGCGCACUGGCCACUCGGAAUGGGAAGAGAUUAUACUGCGGUGAGGCGCCGGGGUACCGAGAUGGAUUUCGGGUUAUGGGCGCGGAUCCAGGAAAAAUGGGAAAGGUCCUUUCUGGCAACAGUAAUAAUGUAUCCACCUGUGACAGCAUCCCAAGAGUGAGGCUGGUUUCUGGAAAUCUAUUCUGACUCCGUGGCAGCUAGGAUGGAUGUGACUUUGCCUGUGGUUAAAAAACAAAGAAUUUACUGAGUAACCCGAGUCCCCGUACACCUGUGGGUCCCACCACCUCGCUGACAGCAGGGCUCCACGGGACCGAGUCCGCAGAAGGCCCUGCCUGGGGCCACAGCUGAGGGAUUCAAAUCUUUUUCCAGGAACAGCAGAAAAUGAUUGAGUGCCAGAGAGCUGUGUCAUUCAAAGACGUGGUAGUGGGCUUCACUCAAGAGGAGUGGCACAGGCUGAACCCUGCUCAGAGGGCGCUGUACCGGGAUGUGAUGCUGGAGACCUAUAGCAACCUUGUUUCAGUGGGUUAUGAAGGCACUAAACCCUAUGUGAUCCUCAAGCUGGAGCAGGAAGAAGCACCGUGGAUUUGUGAGGCGGCAUGCUCGGGCUGCCACUGUCGGGAAAACAUUUGUCAAGUUACUGUCCAGAGGAAAAGACAGCAAGACAUGAUUUUGAAACAAGGGGCAUUCAUCAGCAAGAAAACAUUGCCCAAGGAAAGAAGCCAGGAAAACAAUAAGUUUGGGAAAAUACCAUCUCUGAGCAGUAAUCUUUUUCCUUCAGUGCAAGACCCCAAUAAUUGGGACCUCUAUGGAAAACGUGUGAACCAUAAUUUAGACCUGAUUGGUUUUAAGAGAAACUAUUCCAAAAAAGAUGAGUGCUGUGGAUGUGGGAAAUUGUUACAGCAUACAAACCAUGAUAGAAAACCUAAUGGAGAAGAACUCUGGGAAUGCAGUCGCUGUGAGAGAGUGUUCAGCCACAACCCAGCACCUGUGUGCAAACCAGCAAUAAGCAAUUCUCUUGUGUACAAGCGCAAAAGGGUUCCACCUACAGAGAAACCCCAUGUCUGUAGCGAGUGUGGGAAAGCCUUCUGCUACAAGUCUGAAUUCAUUAGGCAUCAGAGAAGUCACACUGGGGAGAAGCCAUAUGGAUGCACUGACUGUGGGAAAGCCUUUUCACAUAAGUCAACCCUUAUUAAACACCAGCGAAUUCACACUGGGGUAAGACCCUUUGAAUGUUUUUUUUGUGGGAAAGCCUUCACUCAGAAAUCACACCGCAGAGAACAUCAAAGAACACAUACUGGAGAAAGACCCUUUGUGUGCGGUGAAUGUGGAAAAUCAUUUGGUGAGAAGUCAUACCUCAAUGUACAUCGAAAAAUACACACAGGAGAAAGACCGUAUCGUUGUAGAGAAUGUGGAAAAUCCUUCAGCCAAAAAUCAUGCCUCAAUAAACACUGGAGAACUCAUACAGGAGAAAAACCCUAUGGAUGCAGUGAAUGUGGCAAAGCUUUCUACCAGAAGCCAAACCUCAGUAGACAUCAGAAAAUUCAUGCCAGAAAGAAUGCCUAUAGGAAUUAAAACCUGAUAGUUGUGGGAAAGCCUUAAGCAAGGUAUCCUAUUUCAUUGUAUGCGGAGGCAUUCAUUUUCAGGAGAAAUCUCAUUGAUUUAAUGAAUUUGGACAAAAUGUUUUAUCAUAAGGGAAGUCAUUUUCUAAUUGUGAUAGAAAACUUUAUACAAAGAUUAUAGAAAACACUUUAUAAAAAAUAAACAUGGUCACUCUGGCUUAUGAAAGUUUAAAAAUAUGUUAAUGGAAUGACAACAGAAUACAAAAUAUAUGUGAAAGAAUUGGUAUAUUAUAGCAUAUUCCACAGUGAGCCACAUAAUAGGGAUUAUUUAUAUUUUGGGAAUGUAAAUGUGAAUUUAAAUGAAUUUGUGAAUGUCAAGCACAUUUGUCACAUAGUAUGUAGAAGGCCAUUCACCAAACUUUUCCACUCUAAAUAUCACCAUUGUCUUCUAGUGUCUUAACAAUAUAAAAAAUAAGAACACUGGUUAAUGUUGAAAAGGCAAAGCUAAGGAAUAAUUUCACAACCUAAUGUUGGAUGAACAACAUACUAUAAAUCUGAUUACUCAGCACAGCCAUUUUUUGACAAAAAGUAGUGUGACCCUGGUAUAUUGUGCACUACUUCUAUUUUAUUAGUCAGGCUUAACAUGCCUUGCAGCAAAUUAGUAGGAAAGAUACUGUGUAGAUGAGUCUUAUAAUUCAGAAAUGUUUCUUACAGAGACCAAAGAUAGAAUUUUUUGGGUUUUUUUUCUUUUUGCAAAUUAAUUCAGCAAUAUCCACUUUCCUUUCCUAUCAAGUUUUCUGUGAAUAUUCUGGGCAUUAAAACCCAAAUUGUUUCAUCAUUCCAAUCUUGAAAAAAAAUCUACUUCUUGAGCUGCUAUGUCGUCCAAAUAAGACAAAUGGCCACACCAUUCAAGAUUUGCCUUCUGUAAGAAUGCCUGGUCCAGAAUGAGAAAGGAAACAAUCAUAUGAGCUCUGGGUGUUGUAUGUAAGUGAUGAAUCCCUAAAUUCUAAACCUGAAACUAGUAUCACACGGUACGUUAACUAACUGGAAUUUAAAUAAAAAUUUGUAAAAAAAAAUCAGAUAAAGAUAUGAUUAAAAGAAUAAUAAAAGACGCUUCAUACAAAUCUAGAUCCACUUGUUUUUAAAAGAGGAAAUAAAUGCUUUUCUUGCAAAAUAUAAGUUAGGAAAAUUGCAAUAAGAAGUAGAAACUUAAUAGAACAAGUACCAUUGAAGAGUUUGGAAAAAUGAUUAAAGAUCUAGGAUUGAACAAUGCUCGAAGGCCCAGAUGAUUUCAUAAUUAGUUUCAUCUAACUUAAAGAGUGAUACCAGUGUUAUUUGAAGCAUUUCAGCUUAUAGACUAUGUUCUCCAGUUUUAUGAAGUCAGAAUAAGUUUUAACACCAAAACCAAAUAAAGGUGUUUGGAAAAAAGAAAACUCCAGGCCAGUCUUACUCAUGAAUUUAGAAACAAAAAUUAUAAUUAAAGUAAUACCAAAUAGAAUUCAGCAGUAUACCUAAAGAAUGACAUAAUGACCAAGGAAGAAUUAUUCCAAGAAUACAGAGCCAAUGCAGUAAUAGGAAAUAAAUCAAUAAAUUAACAGUUUAAAAGCUGACAAGGCAUUUAAUAGAAUUUGCAAAUAUUUCCAAUCUAAUAAAAUACAAAUUGAAUUGUCAUAUAUAGUAACCACUUAAGAGUUCCUUUACCAAAACAUUAUAGCAUAUUUUAUGCUAAAAGUGUUUUUUGAAAAUUAAGAAUUUAAUAGUAUUAGAGAUACGGGCAUUUACUGCUGUCUGUUUUAACUAAAUAUUGUGUUGGAGUUUCCAAAGACGGCAGUAAAAAUAAAAUUAAAUAAUUGGUAUAGACAAAAAAGGGGGAAACUUUUUGAUAAUAUGUCAAUAAAUGAAGAGACUAGUGUUUGUGUUAAAAGAUAAUUUUCUAAGAAGACAGUAUAGAAAUUAAAAGUUUUCUCUGUAAACAUCUAAUAACUUACCUGCACUUCUUCUGGAAUUACACUAAAUGUCAGUGAUUAAAAUCCAUAUGGAAGAACAAAUGCCUAACAAUCUAGACAAGAAAAGUAUGAAGAAGAAUUUCAUACCAGAUGUCGGAAUAUAACAUGAAAUCACUUUAAACAAAUUAACAAAGUAUUGGCAAAGGAACAGAUAAAUACAUCAAUGGAUCAGAAUAGAAAAUCUUGAAACAGACCUCAGUGUCCACGAGAAAGCUCGAUAUGAAGGCCUAUGGGAAAGGCGGAGCUUCACGCCAUCAGGGAAAGGAAUGGUUUAUUUAAAAAGAAUUCUGGUACAAUUGGCUUUUACUCAGGAAGCAAGUAAACUUUGACUAACAGCCCAAACCACAUGAAAAAAAAAUCCAGGUGGUUUUAAGAUUUAAGUUAUUUAAAUAAUAAAAUUCUUGAAGGAGAAGUGAAAUGAAAGACCACAUACAAUCUAGGAGUUGGAAAGAUUAACUUUACCAACAAGAUACUUGAAAGCUAUUAAAAAGUAUUUGACUACAUAAAAGUGCAAUCUUUUGUAUGGCAAAAGGUGCCAUCAACAAAGCCAAUACACAAUGUUUUUGGAUGAAAUAUUUGCAAAGCCAAUCAGAGAAGAGGUGCUCUUCAAAUGGCAGGAAAAAGAUAACUUAAUGGCAAAACAUGGCAGAGGAAUGUGAAUAGACGAUUGUAAAAAACAGCAAACCCAACUGGCUGGUGGGCCUAUCAAAAACUGUCUAGUUCAGUGGUUGUUGGGGAAUACAGAUUAAACUCAGUGAGGUGGGGGGCCUGGAUGGGUUAAGGCUCAGGUCAUGAUCUUGCAGUUAAUAAGUUUGAGCCCUUUACUGGGCUCUGUGUUGACAGCUCGG